UCACCUCCAUCUCACCACACGCCCACAAGCACCAACCUGCUCGAUCUCAGCUGAUCCCCUCGUGCUUCCUCCAUAACAAUAACAACACAUACACACCUCAUACUCAUAAUCUCCCAACCUCACAAUGUCUCGCUCCCGCGCACCUCUCGUCCUCGGUCUCACGGCCGCUGGUGGUAUUGGGUACUACCUCUAUGGAGCUGGCGGCAAUGCCAAGGUAGCUGAGAAGAACUUCGAAGCUGAUGUCCACAAGGCCUCUGCAAAGGUCAAGGGCGAGCUUCCCGGCCGUGGUCAACAGGCCGAGAAGGAGGCCGAGGCCUUGGGCCACAAGGUCGGCGCCAAGUUCGACUCCGCUGUCGCCAAGUCGCAAGCCGAAUUAUCCAAGGCACAAGCCAAUGCUGAGGCCUACGCGAAGAAUGCUGAGGCUUACGCGAAGGAUGCAAAGGAUGCCACUCUCAAGAAAGUCGACCAGUUCGACAAGAAGGUCGAGGAUAAUGCCUCCAAGGCUAAAUCUGGCGUUUCGAGCUGGUUCGGUGGAAAAUAAAAAGGGCGGCGUGGUACUCACCAUGCUGGCAUGAUAUGUCAUGAUGACCCGAAAGGCGUUUUGUGUUUUGCGAGGCUUGUUUUUCUUGAGUGACAAUGGGC
This is a messenger RNA of Cryphonectria parasitica EP155, 642 nucleotides long. RefSeq lists its product as uncharacterized. The record is from RefSeq and is a predicted model, not a curated record. The coding region runs from base 125 to 541 and encodes 138 amino acids. The transcript has 3 exons. Lineage: Eukaryota; Fungi; Ascomycota; Sordariomycetes; Diaporthales; Cryphonectriaceae.